CGUCAUCUCGUCGUCGGCUGCACUUGCAGGCAAUGUCUUCCGAGUACGUCUGCAGCACUGUGGGAGACAGUUCGUACGCUAGAAGCUCCGGCCGACAAUGCAGUGCUAGGCUCAGGGUCAUUGGCGCUCGGCAGAACUACUCCAUCUCCCCUGUCGAGACAGGGUGAACUCUCUCCUAGCUGUAGUACAUUUGAAUGCUGCAGAUGCUUUGAACACUCCCAAGUUUGUCAUCUAGCCUCAGGAGCGCAAUGAAAGUCCUAACGAGAAGUCACCUAAUCCAUUUUGGUCGAUUGGCGAAGCUUCCGUUUGCGGGAGACCGGUAGGCCGUCAUUCCUUCGAAGCCCGCUAUGCGAAACGCGGCGUCGUUGACUCUUUCCGCACAUUUGCGAACGAUAACCCGGUCCUGAUUCUGCCCCCGUUUCGGGUCCAUUGUGGGGCCAUAUCCAAGCUAUCGUUCUCGUAUACUGUAGGCUCCACUCCUGACUCGGCGAUGUGUGGAGUGUUCGAGGCUCUCGAAGACAGAGUGCUCGCCACGAUGUUGUCGCCGAUGCCACGUCUUGCUCUCUCAGCCAGUCGUUCAACUACUAUGGCGUAGGUCAUGACGGCAUGCUCACAUCGUUGCUUCCGAACCUCGCCAAGUCUUAAUAAAGCUGCACGAGAGAGGCGAACAUUCCGCACCUGUCUACCCUCUUCCGUAUCGCGCCCAUUGUGUUUCAGGGCAUCGCUGCUGACUCCUCCACGCCUUUCACGACUACUUACGACCCCCGCUCGACAUGCCAAACACCUUCACCAGAGGGUCACUCGGCCAGAAUCCUCCCAAUGCCGACAGACAUAUCAGCUCUGGUGGCUCAGACUGGGCGUGGGCGGUAUUCGCGAUCAUGCUCAUCUGUGACCUCGUCGCCCUCUUCUGGACAUUCAGGAGGGCGCGAGGAACGCGUCUGUUCCAUCAUAUUGCCGUCAUCGUUUUAACGACUGCGACCAUCGCAUGGUUUUCCAUGGCCUCCGACCUCGGUGCUACCCCAAUCGCGGCGGAGUUCCAUCGCAGUAACACCAACACUCGUCAAAUCUGGUAUGUACGGUAUAUCCAGUAUUUCAUCACCUUCCCGCUGCUCCUACUUGAGCUCUUGCUCGCAACGGGCCUGUCGUUCUCCGACAUCUUCACAACGCUGUUCAUGGCGUGGGUUGUCGUCGUGACAGCCCUGGUCGGCGCUCUCGUGCGGUCCACAUACAAAUGGGGCUACUUCGCUCUGGGACUCGGCGCGUUGUGCUACAUCUGGUACGUCCUCCUCGGGCAUGCGCCCGCAUCGUUCGCGGCAGGCGGCGUGAUGCGCAAGGGGUACCGCGGCGGCGCAUUCUACCUCUCGUUCCUACUCCUCAUCUACCCGAUCGCGUGGGGCGUCUGCGAGGGCUCGAACACCGUCUCCCCUACCGGCGAGUUCAUCUUCUACGGCAUCCUCGACCUCCUCGCCGGGCCCGUCUUCCUCUUCGGCUUCCUCAGCCAAAUUCGUGUGAUUGAUUACGGCACAUUCGGCUUCACGUCAAUGAAGUAUUCCGAGGGGAUGUACAAUGGACAUGGGGCGGGCACGGGCACGGGCUCGGGUAUGGCGGGUCGCACGACGGGCCCCGUCAAUGGAUUCGGUGGUGCGAACAAUGUUAACUCUGCACCUGGUACCGGCGGUAAUGUGAACACGGUGGGAAAUGGGACCGGCUCGACUGGUCUUAACCACACUGGUAACACUUCCACAGUGGUAUAG
Dichomitus squalens LYAD-421 SS1 is the source of this 1754-nucleotide messenger RNA. RefSeq names its product heat shock protein 30. NCBI's taxonomy places the organism in Eukaryota, Fungi, Basidiomycota, Agaricomycetes, Polyporales, Polyporaceae. Gene Ontology annotation, cellular component: endoplasmic reticulum; plasma membrane. The record is from RefSeq and is a predicted model, not a curated record. Bases 774 to 1754 code for a protein of 326 amino acids. The transcript is spliced from 6 exons.